Hibiscus syriacus is the source of this 1755-nucleotide messenger RNA. Its product is annotated as type I inositol polyphosphate 5-phosphatase 1-like. The transcript is spliced from 7 exons. The record is from RefSeq and is a predicted model, not a curated record. Gene Ontology annotation, molecular function: phosphatidylinositol-3,4,5-trisphosphate 5-phosphatase activity; phosphatidylinositol-4,5-bisphosphate 5-phosphatase activity; inositol-polyphosphate 5-phosphatase activity. Lineage: Eukaryota; Viridiplantae; Streptophyta; Magnoliopsida; Malvales; Malvaceae. Bases 218 to 1690 code for a protein of 490 amino acids. Gene Ontology annotation, biological process: phosphatidylinositol dephosphorylation.
UAUCACAUAAAAUUAUGUCUAAAUUUCGGGGGUUUGUCUCAUUGUUUUAAACUGCUCUUCUAUUUGCUUUAUUAGGCGAUAAACACUAAGAGAUCGAUGAAGUCAGGAAGAAAGCAGCUGGAGAAGAUGGGCUAAUUUUGUUGUAAUUUAGUCACUAUGCUUCCUAUUUUAUGGUAAAUAUUUUCAGGCAUGGACAAAAUUUUCUUGGGGAGUUACAAUGGAUGAGAAGAAUCCAAAGUCAAGCUCUGGGAGAUUUAGGAAAUGGUUCAAAAGGAAGCACAAAAAGAAACAACCUCAUCCUUGUUACAACCAGGAUGAAUUUUCAGAUGGAGGUAAUGCUUUCAUGGAAGAUGUUUAUGUUAGUUCGUUUGAUAUGGAUCCAUGCACUUCAACCAAUGAGUUAAGGAUUUUCGUGGGAACUUGGAAUGUUGCUGGAAGAUCUCCUGUAGGAAGUUUGACAGUUGAUUUAGAAGAGUGGCUGAAACCCCAAGAUGCUGUUGAUAUCUAUGUUCUAGGAUUUCAAGAGAUUGUCCCGCUUAAAACUCGAACAGUGAUCGGAGCAAAAGAUCCAAAAAAAGCAACAAAUUGGAACCUGCUAAUAGGAAAAGCACUAAAUGAAAGCUUCGGUCGCCCUUGGUUGACUCCCAUGUUGAAUCCAAUCUCAAGUGACACUUACCAUUAUGUGGAAAUUCCUGUUUCAGAAAAAAGAGCAAGUUUUAGUGCAAUAAGUGACAAUACCCCAAUGAGAGGGAGGACAAUAACUCAACAGCGACAUCAUCAGCAACCGGUCAUUGGAGGCAGCAAGUACAAGCUAAUGGCAAGCAAGAAGAUGGUUGGAGUUUUCAUAAGUGUAUGGAUGAAGAAGGAAUUGUUGAAGAAAUUCUGUGUUUCAAAUGUCAAAGUUAGUUCAGUGGCUUGUGGGAUCAUGGGGUAUUUGGGAAACAAAGGUUCAGUAUCGGUUAGCAUGCUAAUUGAAGGGACCAGCUUCUGUUUUGUUGCUGCUCAUUUGGCUUCUGGUGAAAAGCAAGGCGAUGAAGGUAGAAGGAAUCAUCAGGUUUCAGAGAUUUUUAAGCGAACUACCUUUCCUCGAUCAGCCAAAGAUGAUGAUAAUCUUCAUCCGCUCACCAUCUUAGGACAUGAUAGGAUAUUCUGGUUCGGAGAUCUCAACUAUAGGUUAUACAACUUGGAAGACAAUUUAGCUAGGAAUUUGAUAAAGAAGCAAAACUGGAAAGCACUGCAAGAGUUUGAUCAGCUUAGAAGGGAACAAGAAGAUGGAGUGUUCCAGGGUUGGACAGAGGGAAACAUCGAAUUUGCACCAACUUAUAAAUACUCUUCAUCGAAUUGCAAUCGCUACUGUGGUGGCCUUCCCAGCAGAUCAGGAGAGAAACAAAGGACUCCAGCAUGGUGUGAUAGAAUUCUGUGGUACGGGAAAGGAGUGAAAAUCCUAUCCUAUUUAAGAAGUGAAAUUAAGUUUUCCGAUCAUCGACCGGUCUCCGCCCUAUUCUCAACACAUAUUGAAGUCAUGAAGUCUACAAAUCCAAGAUUUUCAGCCAAGGAUACCAUUGUUCCUAACAUCAUGCCUCCAGAACUGAUUGGGACGAGCAGAAACAAUGAAGAGGGUAAACCUACGUUGCUGUCUUUAAUUGUAAAGGAUACAGAAGCAUCAUCAAUACACAUAAAAAAAGAGUAGAUAAACCUAAUGAGAGCGGAUUCAGCUAAUUUAUUUGACUUUAAGAAGGCACUAUUAUUUCAUAA